ACGACAAAACUUCGUGAGUUUUUGGCCAAUCACGUAAAGAUUUCCGAAGCUGAUAUGACUCGCAGCAAAAAGCUGGUCAAGGACUUCAUUGAAAACCAGGUGAUGUGGUACUGUCGAAAGAAGUCUACUCUUCCGAUUCUGAGACUUGAAUAUACUGGCAGUGUUUAUGAAAGGCUGAAAACUGAAGCUGCCGAUGAAGUCGAUGUCAUGGUGGUUUUAAAAACUUCGACGCCAUGGUUAUGGGGCGAUCCAGAAGUCAUGGUCGAGGACUCGGAUGUACCAGGGUACGUCCGACUUAAAGCGAGAAGCGAUUCCAAAUUCCGCCGAUACGCAGAUCCUGAAGGUUACAUAAAUCCUGAACGUCUUCGUAAUGGCUGGUUCUACAGUCUCGUUGACAAAGCAGUGGACGACUUUAGAGCUAGAGUACCAAGAUCUGACUUGGACAUGAUGGUGCGCCAACACGGACCCGCUGUACAGGUAGACAUCUUUAAGAAGGAACCAUACGAAUAUCUCUUAUCUGUUGACCUCGUUCCAUGCUUUCAAAUCGGGUCGGAUAAUUACUAUGUGGCAAAGUCGUACAGUGGGAGACGAUUCGUCUCUAGUUCAAGUCUUCUCUGGAGGCAAUCGUUUUCUUUGAAAGAGAAGCAACUUCUCGAGUACAUGGAUAGAGAUCGUGGCUGUAGGCACGAACUCCUCAGAAUAGUAAAGACCAUCGUUAAUCGAGAAAGAUCCUCCCUUGGAAAAUUAGAGUCAUACCACUUGAAGACAGCUUUCAUGCACUAUAUCAAAGAGAGGCGCCAUUAUUGGAAUACGCGAACAUCGCUUGGAGAUCACUUCGUUGGAUUUCUGGGUUACUUGCAAAACUCCCUUGAGCAAGAAAAUCUUCCACACUACUGGCUGGACGGCGUAAACAUUUUAGAUGACAUUGACCAAGUAGUGAUUAGACACAUGGCUGCUCGGUUGAGGAGAAUCCUAAAUAGUGAAGUAGAACGGAAUCAAAUUCUUUCAUAGAUAAAUAGUCUCCAUUAACUAUCCUGAUACCAUAACUUUUGAAAGUCCAAGCGGAUCCAUGAUUUACAUUGCCAAGUUUCUGUCACAGAAAAGCUACUUGUAAACUAGGACAAAACUUAACUGAACAAAUCGAAUUCUUGGGUAGGUUAAAGGUUUUCCUAUAUUUUCUUUUCCACUACUUUGUUUGUUUGUUUGUUUGUUUUUUUCUCUUGUUAUUCAUUUAUCUAUUCGUUUAUGUCUUUCCCUUAAAGCUUUAAGCAUGGGUCAGUUUCUUCAGGUCAUGCAUGAAUUUAAUAAUGCAAGCUGAAAAUCGUGGCGUUGAGUAUUUUUCCUUGCGUGAAUUUCAAAUGAAUUAUAUCGUUGCAAUUUUUAAUUUCAACGGAAAUACAGAAAGAAAAGUUUAUACGAUUAGAGAACUUAAUAAAAUAUUUUAAAUCACCCACCUUUUUUGAACUCUUAAAGGGAAAAAGUGCCCGAAGCUUUCUUAUUUAUUUAUCUUAUUCUGGAAAUUCUUACCGUUUCCGCUUCGACAGGCACAAAAAAAUUAAACAAAAGCAAAGAACUUGCUGUCCUCAUGCAAAUAUGAUUGGUUGAUUUGUAUUUAUUCGUAUGCAAGAAACUUCCAUGCAAUAUUUUUCGAUCUAAAUGCGUAAUUGAGCAUUAUUUCAUACGCUUUUCAGUCAAAAAGUAAAAGAUUCGACAUUUUCACUAGUGACUUUUGUCAUAUUGUGUUUUGUGAUAUCUGCACAAUACAUCAACCACAAGUCAUAUCUAUCAUGUCUAUAUAUAGAGUCCUUUAAGUAUUGACUUAUUCUAUCAUGAAAAAAAUAAAAUGAUAUGUUUUGCGAUUAUAGAUAUCAUUGCUUUCCGAGGACAUUAUAAACAUUAAGAUCGUAAAGGGAUACCUCUUUGCAAGAAGAUUCGAAAAUUCGAAAACAAAAUGGUGCAUACAAGAUGAAGGGAUUUUACCUAUUUCUAUUUUUGGUGCUUAUGACACGAAAACAUAUGGGCUUCGGCAAAUCUUAUUGAUUUGCAAGCACUUUUGAGACUUAUACUUUGAAAUAUUAUUUGAAACCGAUCCAUUGAGCUUUCUUUGAAGUUCUUUUUAUGAGACAGGACUGCGGACUCAACCUUUUUCAUCGAAAAGCUUUCAACACUGAUGGCAAUAUUUUAACAUGGAUCGAAAACAAAAGAAUGGUGCAGGGGAAACCCCGACACGGUUCUACUGCGUCACAUUAUCUAUUUAACUCUCGUUUCACUUUCACUCGUCGGUUGGACUGAGUGCGCCACCGUUAAGACGUUAAAAGCGGUAUUUAACUACUCGAGUCUUGAUUCACUUGCUAGUAAAAGCUUCCACGGCUGACGCUAUUACAGACCAACACAUUCUUUACAGGAUUUAAUAAGGAUCGAAAAUUUCCUCUCUAUAGGUAAGGACAAAAGCAAUUUUUCCUGUGUUAGAUGAUCAACUUAUUGUGUAAGUUUCUGUUCCUUUCUUCGUUACUAUCGAUUAUUCAUAUGAUUCAAUGAAUAACAAGCCUCACUCGUAAGAGAUCCGUUUUGGCUUUUAUUUCAUUUAUAGCUUUGAAUGAAAGUCCUGUAAUUAUAUUGAUGUGUCUGCUAAUGCUGGUGUGGAUACUCGCCCGACACGCUUUGUUAGGUGAUACAUACAAGCAUCUCAAGCUUGCUCCUUUGAACGUUUUCUAGUAAUAAUUGUAUAUCUGCAAUGGGUAGGCAUGGCUAUAUCUGGCUCCGAAAAACUGUUAGGUCCGUAGCUUUCCCUUCGUGAACAACGAAUGUACGUGAAAAUGAACCAGAUUUUUCCAAUGAGUACCGAAUGGGCACGAUAUCAUAAUUGGAGCCAAGCGAUAGAAACUGUGAUUAUGAACUGGGAAAUUUACAUUUCGCUCAGGUGCUUUGGGACUGAGGUAUUCACUUUCAUAAGACGAACUUAUUUUUUUUGAGAGCCAUCUGCUUUUCUGAGAAGACAUGAAAUUAGCAUUGAAUUAUUUGCAUAAUUUCCUCUCAAACGCUCGGAUCAUGACCAUUCCCCUCUGCUUGUAGAUUAUAUCUUUUUUUGCGAUGUUCGUUGUUAAGAAGUUCAAGUUAAACAUGAAAAUUGCUAUUUGAUAUGCUUUUUAAGCAUUAAUGCCAUUUUGGGGUCUUUGACGAACCGAGUUAACAGAACAGGGUCACUAGUUUCGUAACUGACGUUCGAUCUCACUCAAUUAGAAUUGUAAACCGCCUUGAGACAGUAUGUGAUAUGCGCGGUAUAUAAAUACACAUUCAAAUACAUUCAAAACUUGUAAUUUUGGUCCGCCAUGACUAUAUCAAGGCGGAAUAAUUGACGUGGUGAAAACCCAUCAAAUUAAAUACCCAUCGCCGAAAAUUACAGGGCAGCAAAUACUGAUUUUAACUUGUAGCUAGAUUUAUGAACACUUAGGGUAUGCGGGUAUUCGUCUUAGUUAAAAAGGAAAAUUUAAAAAAAAUACAUUUAAAAUAGGAAGAAGAAUUCGAAAAUGCUUGUUUCAGGCGCGCUAAAACGGAGCGAAAUGUUAAGCGGCGUGAUUGUAGCGGCGGAGUGAAAAAAACGAGAGUGGUUUGGGUCAGGUUAUGCGGGUAAAGCAGAGCAGUGAAUAAAAGUAAGGAAGAAGAGGAUGCAGUUUAGGAAGGAAGGAAGGGAAAAUGAUUAUCACAAUUGUGAAUGUUUUUCUGUAUUAUUUCCUGAGCAGAGUAAUAUAGCACUCUGACUCAGCUCGCAUGCACGAAGAGCACCGAAUGCAUUUCUCUUUUCCAUCAUCCACAUUCUAUUUCCAUCAUUUCAUGGCAUUUAUUUAACGAAAAUAUCGUGAUUUCUCCGUAAAAUAUGUGAAGAUUUUUCCUCAUGCAAAAUCAAAGAUCAUUGAAGACCAGAUCCAGGCGCGUAGCUGAAAGUUUUCCAAAGGGUGUUUAACGUAAUUGUGCGCCGGAGGCGCACUUUCCUAGGGGGGGUCCGGGGCAUGCUCCCCGAAAAUUUUGAAAAUGUAGGUUUCUGAAACCCAAUUUCCCGCAAGACCCAUUUUAGGUGAAGAGAGGCCGUUUUAAAACAAAAUAAAGAAACUGUUUUUAUUUUGAAACGGCCUCGCAGUUAUAAAAUUUGUAUUUCAGUCCGCCAUUAUCGAACUUCAAAGGGGGUUCGUUCGAACCCUUCGAACCCCCCCUCCUACGCGCCUGAGAUCAUAGUGUACUGUCAAGAGAAUUCUACGAUUAAUAUAUUAAAGUUGGAGUAUACCGGCAGUUUUUACGAGGGGCUGAAGACUGAAGCUGCUGAUGAAGCCGAUAUCAUGGUAAUACUGGGAACGCCAAGCUCAGCAGGAAUCGAGGUUAUAGAUUCCCGAGUGCCCGGGUAUGUUCGUCUAAGAGCAAGAAAUGCUCCGAUGCUCAGCAAGUAUUUGAGUCCAGAAGGUUACAUUGACGCUGAGAGCCUUCGAGAUAGUUGGUUCCACAGCCUUGUUCGCCUGGCAGUGAAUAAUAUCAAACCUAAAGCACCUUUCUCUGACGUUCGUCUGGUUGUGCGUACCCACGGGCCGGCUGUCCAGGUGGACAUUUUUGGGAAAGGAUCUAAAGAGAAGUUAUUAUCAGUUGAUCUCGUCCCUAGCUUCCAAGUCGAGGAGAGCUGGUAUGUGCCCAAGCCUUUUGAGGGAAACCGAUAUGUGUUAAACAACGAGCUUCUCUGGAGAAAGACAUUUUCACCGAAGGAGAAGCAACUCCUAGCGUCGAUGGACAGCAAAGACCAUGGCUGUAGGCACGAGCUCUUACGAAUCGUGAAGACCGUAGUCAAGAGACCGGUGACAUCUUUACCAUUGGAUUCAUACCAUUUGAAGACCGCCUUCAUGCACUACAUUAAGAAAGGAGGCCUGGACUGGGAGAGUGGAGACGCUUUGGGGAAACAUUUCCUUGGAUUUCUUACAGAAUUACAAUUUCAUAUGGCGAGCAGAAAUCUUCCCCACUGUUGGUUGCGUGGUGUUAACGUUCUGGAUGAUUUCAAGAAAGGAACAAUUGAGCAGAUGGAGAAUCGGUUGAGAAGCAUCCUAAACAGCGAAGCAAAAUUGAACAAGAUACUCGAAUAG
Molecule: messenger RNA, 5117 nt
Organism: Pocillopora meandrina
Lineage: Eukaryota; Metazoa; Cnidaria; Anthozoa; Scleractinia; Pocilloporidae
Source: the annotation of a GenBank genome assembly